Molecule: messenger RNA, 938 nt
Organism: Brassica rapa (field mustard)
Lineage: Eukaryota; Viridiplantae; Streptophyta; Magnoliopsida; Brassicales; Brassicaceae
Source: RefSeq, a predicted model, not a curated record
CACCCUAAAGAGAAGAAGAUUAGUCAGAGAAUGAUAUUUUUUACUUAUACUUAUUCACCAUAACUUCUACAAGCAGACAGAAUCAACAGAUCUAGAGUUGUAAGAACAAGAGACGAUGACCACGUACAAGCUAUUUUUGAGAGCGAUAAGCAAGAGAAGCACAUGGGUCUGUCUCUUUCUUGUAGUCUACGCGACCCUCUUGUCUUCUUCGUGGAACUGGCUGAAUUCGAUUGUUGACUGGUACGGAGAGAACCACAAUACGUCAUCAUCUGGUUGGCCUGCGGUUUACGCUUCGGUGCUUCUUGGAGCGGUGUUCGGAGUUCUGUCCAUGGCUGCGGCGCUGUUCAUAGCCGUGCCGGCCAUCGUUGUGAUAUGGAUAUCAGUGGUGGUGACGAUGGCGUUCGCUGGGAAAUCGAGGAGGAGCGUGGUGGUUGAAGGGAGGAUAGUGACGAAAGAGAUCGCUGGGUUUGUGUUUAAGGUUCUACUUAAAGAAGGAAACUUUGUGGCUCUCCUUUGUGCUCUCCUUGCUUACUUCGUCUUCUUCAACUCUUACUCUUCCUCAACUUAGCCAAUUUGUCAUAUAAACAUUUUUUACAAGUAAUUAUCAAAAUUUCUUCUGAUUCAUUGUUCUCAGAUAAAAAAAAAAAAUUGUAUUAUUGUUCCUAGUUUAACAAGAUUUUGGUUGAAUCUGCAAAGCGAUCUUGUUUGUUGGAUGGAUGUAUUUUCUGACGUUAGAAUGAAUGCUACACGUCAUUAUACCAACACGUGAAAUUAUUGUCUGUUUUGUUUUUGUUAUUUCUGUGAGAAGCACAGAUUCAUGUACUUUUUGUCGGUCACUCUGUCUUUAUUUUUAGAACCCAUUGAGAGCUUACUGUUUUAGCACUAUAGCCCAUUAUUAAAUUAAUGGAAAAAUAGUUACUGUAUCACCUAAAUGAAAA